Entelurus aequoreus (snake pipefish) is the source of this 5398-nucleotide messenger RNA. RefSeq lists its product as uncharacterized. The transcript has 2 exons. Lineage: Eukaryota; Metazoa; Chordata; Actinopteri; Syngnathiformes; Syngnathidae. Bases 3488 to 5383 code for a protein of 631 amino acids. The record is from RefSeq and is a predicted model, not a curated record.
AUCAGCUCAUUUCUUUCCUUAAUUUUACUCUGUAUACUAGUUUCUCUUUGUCUUCAGAUUGCCUGGUUAGAUAGGGUCGUAAACCAUCAGGAAUGUGAACACAACCCCCAAGUCUCUCUUCUUAUCAGUGUUGGGGGGAGGGGAAAGGCGGGCUUUCUUUGUGUGAAAAGAGUUGCUUUUGGCCUGUGGAAUGCCAGAUCAACUUGGGCUACGCAUUUGGAUGUGUUGUUCGAGGCUGGUCUCUAUUCUCAAAUAUUUGACAAUAAAAUUAGAAAAUACCUAUUCUGUGAUUGGUGUAUAUUCGAGAUCAGUUUAUGUGUCAUCUAAGUAACUUGGGACUGACCAGCGUUUUACAUCCCACUUGGAGGAACAUCUGGUCAAACGCAACAAUUUGGGGGCUCGUCCGGGAUGACACGCUGACAAUUGGACCUUCUCUUGCAAUCUUCUGGACAGACUCACAUGGCCAAAACAUAAUUCAAGGUAAGCAGAACCUUUCUUUUUAGAUAAAAUCUGCAUUAGGAGUCUGCCCAGAAGUCUGUAAGUUAAACACUGCUUUGUACCGCAGACACAGAAUGGUGAUUUUGAUAGAUUGAUUGCAUUUUUGCCGAGCCUGCCAUUGCAUUAAAAUUGUAAAUAGGUGGUCAACUCACGCCAUUGUGUCUCGAUUACCGUGACGGGCAGUUUCAUUGACGAGUGAACUAAUAGUUGGGUGUGGCUCACCCUGGGUAGUUGGUCGCCGCCUAAAAGAGUAACGGGUUAAAGGCCCUCGUAUGAUAUGGAGGUUAGAGGCCUGCAUAUUGCACGAUAAAUUGCACGGGUUAGAGUUAGAGGCUCUAGCUGCGUAUUGUACGAAAAAUUACGGGGUUAAAGGCCGCCGUAUGGUUUGUGGGUUAAAGGCCUUCAGGGGUUCGAGGCCCUUCUGAAAAAAAUAGACACAAUGGCCACUGAGUGUGACAGACAGGAAUGUGAUGGCGGUCGGGGAGGAAUGUGAUGAAUCAUUACUGUGUAAUGAUCAAUUGAAUGGACGGUUGUCGACAAUAAAAUUAGCAAGUAGAGUUUAAAAAGAAAAAAAAGAGAACGUUCCUUGAAAGGGUUAAGAGGGAGUUUACAAUACUCGAAAAGUUGUGAACUCAAACGUCAGGUAAAAUAAAAAAUAAAAUAAAAAAGUAACUGGAAGUUUUAUGGUAAAGUGAAACGCAGAGAGAGUGCUUACGUGUGUGUGUGUGUGUGUGUGCGUAGGGCUGUAGGCACUUGCUUGUGUGUGCGUGAGUGCUUACACGUGCUUGUGUGUGUGUGUGCGCUGGUGAAAAUGGCCAAGGAGUGUGACAGACAAGAAUGUGAUGACGGCUGGGGAAAAUGUGAUGAAUGGUUAUCGUUCAAUGAUCAAUUGAAUGUGCUUUUGGUAACAAUGGAGUCCGCGGGGAGAGACAAAAAGGAACGAAGUAAAGUAGUUAAGGAGAUGACUCGAGCACAGGGCGAGGAACCUAACGGGUUAAAAGAAGGCUUACAGAACUUAUGUGCUCGAGAAUAUAAGCGUUUGACGAAUGAGAAAAGGAAGCUAGAGGGAAUUCGAGUAAGCGGGAGUUACAUGGAAAAAAGAAAAGCUGCUAAAGAAAUGAAAACAAUUGAGAUAAACAUGAAAAAAUGGAUUGACUGGUCUUUCGCCUGUCGCGCAUGCGCAAGACAAUUCAAACGACCCGCCCAGACUUUGACUAAGCCACCGCCCUAUGACGUAAAGCCGGAGGCGUCUUUAUACCCACUUUUGACAGUCACAGGAGGAGCCCUGGUGGUCGAAACAGAAACAAAGCUCUCUGGUCCACCCCCUACUCCUGUGACAAAUGAGGGCGGUGCUCACACAGCCUCUCUAAGAUUGAACCCUCCUCCAAAACUAAUGCUGUCUCCUGAGUGUAAAUCACCUCUGGUGCCUAAGCCCCAAAAUAACAGCCACCCAGCGGAAAACCUCCCGAAUAUGCCUAAUCUUACUAGACAGCAGAUAAUGCAUGAGUCAAUGCAGAACUCCUCACUUUACACGCCAGACCAUUUUGUUGCCAUAAACAAAUGCCCUCCCCCAGUAGAUGACAGUCUCUCACGUGCACAUCAGACAUUCUCGAACAACACACAACAGAGCCAGACUUUGUGGUCUCCUGUAACUGUUAAUGGCUCAAUGGAAGGCUACAUUGACCAACACCCACAUGAACCACAUGCAUACAACACACAACAGAGCCAGACUUUGUGGUCUCCUGUAACUGUUAAUGGCUCAAUGGAAGGCUACAUUGACCAACACCCACAUGAACCACAUGCAUACAACACACGCUUAAAAAAAAAGCUGGAGGGACACGCAUAUCCACUUUUUCCUGAUAAUAGCGGCAGAUUCCAAUAUAAGCCUUUUGCUGUUGCAGACAUACAGGCCAUCGUUGACAAACUCCCACCUGUGUCUGAAGGUGGGAGUCUUUGGCUUAAUACGUUAGACAAACUAACAGCAGGAUACACACUCUCAGUAGGAGACUUUAGGGGCAUUUUGUAUCGUUGUGUUUCCACGCAAGAUGGCCAAAACAUGGAACAACAAGCAGGAUUAAUGGCUGAACCUCAGACCCUGCCAAUAACACCAUACAUUCACGACAUAGCUACUGCUAUGCGCAGUCUCUUUCCUCUUCCGUGUCAAAAUGCCACACCCACUUAUCAGUGGAAAGAUGGUGAGUCACCUUAUGUAUUCAUAAGUCAAGCUAAAGAGCAAUGGUCACGUGCUACAGGUGUGCACCCCAGUAAAGAAGGGGAACACCGACAGUUUUUUAGACGAGCCGUACUUGACGCAAUGCCAACUGUGGUGAAAAAAAGGAUGGAUGCUAAUCCUGAUAUACCAGGAGCUGACGGUGCUACCUGGGAGAGGCACCUUAUCCACCACAUGCAGAAUUGGACUAAGCAAGGUGAAAAUGAUAAGGCUGAGGACAGAGCAGUAAGGAAACAACUCCUUAAUUUACAAAUUGAUGUAGCAAAAAUGUCUAAAGACCCUAAAGGUCACAAAUCUGCUAAAGUGUAUUCGGCAACGGGUGAACUUGCUUUUGAACUACAAAAGAUGGAGGAAAGAAUCCUCAAUAAACUUGAAACCAGACCCUCAGGCUCAGGUGGUGGACGCGGCGUUUCAAAGUCAAUCCGGGGAAGAAACUGUUUCAACUGUGACCAGCCUGGUCACUGGAGCCGAGACUGUCCGAGUAUUUCCGAACAGGAAUGGUUCCGUCGUGCCGGCAGACGAACACGAGGUCGUGGCAGAGGGCACCCACAGCAGAGCUCCUCCCAACAGCAGCCACAACAACAGCAACAAUACCACGCCCCCAGGUCCGCCUUAGCGCCUGGCGCCUCCGCCUACUUCCUGGGUGACGACGUGGACCAAGGGGGGGUCUUCUGAAGCUGCCCACAGCAGGAGCCACAGCAGGAAAUACAGACAGGCCCCCUGCUGGACAUAGUUGUCAAUGGACAAUGUUAUCAGUUCAUGAUUGACACUGGCGCUACACAUUCACUUUUGAAUGCAGUAGUUCCAAAGAAACUGUGUGCUUCCUUUUUAAAGGUUGAAGGCUUUGCUGGGGUCACAAGGAUGUUACCUGUCACCAAACCACUUCCGGUUCAGAUUGCUGGACACUCGCUAAAGCAUCCCUUCGUGGUUGAUCAUCACACACCUUGCCUGCUCGGUAAUGAUCUGCUUUACAAACUGUACCCUGACAUCCAAUAUCGCACAGAAGGAACCUUCCUGGUGUUACCUGACGGCACUAUCACCAAGCUGCGACACCACUAUAAAGGCUCCUCCAUGUUUGUGCUCAUGCCUCAACCUGAGGUACCACAAAUGGCGGACAUCUACUGGACACGCCUCCUCCCGGAAACAAGUGAAGGACAAGGGCUGCUCCUGCUCUUCUAUCAGUGGAAGCCCUGGCUGACCGAGCUGCGUCCGUAUGUACCACCACCUGAUCCGCCACAUGUCACCUUAUAUUAUGAUCGCCAAUCUGAUGAAAGUUACCAAGAAGGUUUUGACACCAUAGCAGGGAAAGAGUGGCCUUUGGCCUACACUCACAUCUAUGCUGGAGCUCAGGGUGUGUCCGCCCAUGUCGAUUUCACUCCUCAACAGAAAAAAUGGUAUAAAAUGGACGCUACGGCAGUCCCACAUUGUUCUCUUGCUCUUUGUCCCGCCUACCAAGCCAAGGACUUGGGUCCAAUGACAAAACAGGGAGUAUCUGCCACUGAUUGGGUAGACACCCAAAUACCACACUUACAACAUUCUGACUCAGUUGAUAUGUUUCGUAUCUCCUGCUCUCAGACUGCUGACCUCGGGGUUCUACAACAUCUUCAGGUCGCUCGAGAGCAUGGGCAAGAACGAACAGACCAUCCUGAAGCUGCUGACAUGUUAAACACCCUCCCACUGACCGUUUGGUCUCAAGGUCCCACAGAUGUUGGUCUUGCUGUCAAUGCGUCCCCUGUCUCUGUCAAAAUUGACACCAGUAGUGUGGUACAUGUCAGACAAUACCCACAAAAACAACAAGCCAUAGAUGGCAUUACAGAUACCAUCUCAGGCCUUAAACAAUCUGGAGUAUUGGAACCCUCCAACUCUAAAUGGAACACACCUAUUUUGCCUGUUCCAAAAACUGGCACCUCUGUGUACCGGAUGGUACACGAUCUUAGGGCCGUUAAUGACGUCACAGUGACCCCUCCCAUACCUGUUCCUAACCCUUACACAGCACUCACCCAUCUGACCACUGCACACUGUUAUUUCUCUGUCAUUGACCUAGCGAAUGCUUUCUUUUGCAUCCCUAUCGCUGAAUGCAUCAAACAUGUCUUUGCUUUCACCUUUCAAGGUCAAAAGCUGCAGUACUCCCGCCUCCCACAAGGUUGGAAACUGUCGCCUGGCCUUUUCAACCAGCAAUUACGAGACGAUCUGGCCUCAGUGGAGCUUUUUGACGACACAUUUGUUGUCCAGUAUGUAGAUGACAUACUCAUCGCUGCUUCUUCUCCUACCUCAUGCCUGGCGGCCACCCUAGCUGUUCUUCAGCGUCUGGCCUCAACAGGAUACAAGAUUCGUGGACAACAAUCCACUCCUCCAGGGACCCUCCCUCCCGUAGAGUGGGUCAAGCUCAAAGUCAUCAAACGCAAGUGGACGGAGCCCAGGUGGACUGGUCCCUUCAAGGUCGUGGAACGGACGUCUCACGCCCUUCGACUAGCUGGUAAAGGGGACACCUGGUACCACCUCUCCCUCUGCACUCCUGCUGAAGAACCUGAUAGAUCACCAGCGGAUGUCAUUGCUGACAUAGCCACAUCAUCUGCCCCACUCGACCCCCUAGCAGCGCCUUUUGAGCCUGAGGCAGCUGAAGAAGAACGGGAGCAGAAAACGACUCAUUUUUAGUGGGUGUGUUAACGA